This is a messenger RNA of Xiphias gladius (swordfish), 1877 nucleotides long. It is a transcript of the gene nek3, whose product is annotated as NIMA related kinase 3. Bases 126 to 1523 code for a protein of 465 amino acids. The transcript has 14 exons. Gene Ontology annotation, molecular function: protein kinase activity; ATP binding. Lineage: Eukaryota; Metazoa; Chordata; Actinopteri; Istiophoriformes; Xiphiidae. The record is from RefSeq and is a predicted model, not a curated record. Gene Ontology annotation, biological process: protein phosphorylation.
GAUCUAGAGAUUAUGAUCUGCCGCCACCUGGCGGAGGCACCGAGCGGUGCAGGCGUGCGCGGCCCCUACGUCAUGCAGCAACAAGGAAGUGGCGGCCGGACGAGCAGCGCGAGUACAGGCGCUCCAUGGAGAAUUAUUCACCGCUGAGAGUCAUCGGAGAAGGAUCUUUCGGCCGCGCUUUGCUAGUCCGGUGCAAAAGCAGCCAGGAGAAGUAUGUGGUCAAGGAAAUCCAGCUGCCCACGAAUCCGUCAAAGUUGGAGAAUUCAAGGAGAGAAGCCGUGCUCCUGUCCAGAAUGAAACAUCCCAACAUCGUGGCCUUCAGGGAGGCAUUCGAAGCCGAUGGCCUCCUGUGUAUUGUCAUGGAGUACUGCAGGGGAGGAGACCUGCUCCAGAGGAUCCGGCAACAGAAAACUACGCAGUUCUGCGUUGAUGAUAUCUUGAGGUGGUUUGCUCAAAUGUGCGCAGGCGCAAAGCACAUCCACGAUAAACGGGUUUUGCACAGAGAUCUGAAGUCCAAGAACAUUUUCCUGACAGAUAGAGGGACAGUCAAGCUCGGGGACUUUGGCUCAGCGUGUAUUCUGAACAGCUCCAAGGCUUUCGCUCAUACUUAUGUUGGGACACCAUAUUAUGUGGCACCAGAAAUCUGGGACAACAAGCCGUACAACAACAAGAGUGAUGUGUGGUCCUUGGGCUGUGUUCUCUACGAGCUCUGCACCCUGCGACACCCGUUCCAGGCAACCAGCUGGAAGAGCCUGAUCCUUAAGGUGUGUCGGGGUGCGUACCCUCCCCUCCCCAACCACCUGCCCUACGAGCUGCAGUAUUUGAUCAAGCAGAUGUUUAAGACGCACCCGAAAGACAGGCCGUCCCUGCACACCAUCCUGGCCUGUCACCGGGUUUCCAAGCUCCUGCGUCCACAUAUUACCUCGCAGGUGAUAGAGAAGGAGGAACAGGGGAGGCGUACUGGUCGAUGGAACAGGGAGGAGGGGAAGAAGGUGGCUAAUCUCCUGGGAGAGAAGAGUUUAAUAAAAGCGUCAAUAUCUGAAGGCAUGGAGUUGUCUGAGGGUCACUCUGACCGCAGAGAGCCCGGCCGUCGAAAGCAGUGGGCCACUGGGGGCUCUGUGCUGCAGGUGUUGGCCGAUGCCAGCCUCGUCUCGUCCGGCAGCAUGGCAUCGACCGGCCAGACCCUCGCAGGCUCUACUCAUGGAAGCCUGUCAGAGGAGCCAGAGGACAGCAGGCAGAGGAGACAAUGGGAGAAGGAUCCUCCCGAGAGGCUUCUGAGUCUGUUGGAGAAGGCCCGGCUGAGCAGAGCCUUCAGCACCUUUUUAAUAAACAGAGGAGGUGACGACCUGCUGAUGGGACCCCUCUCCCAGCCGCAGGGGGACGCCACCGACGGUCUUGAGCUGGAAGUGGCCGUAGACGAGGACAGGCUGCAGCCGCGCUCAGAUGACGAGGACACAGACUUUGAGGAAGAAUCUCCAUGUGACUGGAUUGAUGAAGUUGAAAGAAUGUUUUCCGAGCACUAAAGCCUCUUUCCCUCGCAGCCUUCGCGGUCACAAGGCCGUCAUUAUUAAUGUAUGCAUUUGUUUUAAAACGCUAGCUGUUUCCACAUGACGAAACCAUUUCAACUUGAUGUAUGUGAGACCAGGUCUUGGUCUUAUUAAUGAGGACCGGUUUUUAUAGCUGGUUGUAGCCAAGAUAAUGAAAAUCCAGUUAAGCUCAGACAGUGACAGUGAGACAGAAAGUUUUUUUUUUUAAAUAUUGUAUGUUUCAAGCUCUGCGCUGGUUUGUGUGAACUUGAUCACAACACUAAAUUUGAACUGAAUAUUCUUCAACCUGUUGUGGCAAAACCUUUUUUCACAUAAAGAACGCUUGAGAUA